Prunus armeniaca (apricot) is the source of this 480-nucleotide messenger RNA. The record is from the annotation of a GenBank genome assembly. Lineage: Eukaryota; Viridiplantae; Streptophyta; Magnoliopsida; Rosales; Rosaceae.
AUGGAGUUCCCUACAAUUCCUGAAGCCUCCACAUAUUUGAAUUUAUCUCUUGCUUCUCCUUCAAACCAAGAAACAACAUGUGAAAAUGUUGUGUUUCCACACUCCAAUUUUCACACCAAUUCUACCUCUAUGCAAGCUGCAAAAAUGCACAAUGAAAUCCCAACAACUAUGAACAUGCUCACACCAUAUGAGAACUUGGUAAUGGCAAGGAGGUUUGACAAGACUGCAGUGGAUGUAACCAAUUUUUUCAGUGCUUACUGUGCUGCUUCGAUAGCAAAUGUAGGAUUGCGUUUCUUAGCGAGGAACCAAAAGUGUGCCUUAUUGACUGCUCUAGUCGCAACCUUGAAGGCUGAAGUUGCUAAAUUGCAUAGGCAACUCAAGCAAUCAAAUCGACAUAUAGAAGCACUAGAAAAGAAAAAUCGAGACUAUGCUAAACUGGUGGAGGUCUUACAAACUCGUGUAUCAAGAAGAAACAUAUAA